AGGAGACACUAAUUCAGCAAGCCAAUUAAGUGAAAUGGAUAUUUGGGUGCAAUCUGUUGGUGGAAAGAAAAAAGGAAGGGUUGCAGGACUUGGUUCUUUGGGUCGAUCUGUUAAAGUAUUUAAGCAUUCAACAUCUACUUUACAAGGAGAAAUUGAUGAGCUAAUUAAAUCUCAGGUGCAUGCUUCCAAUGCACACUUAUAUGCUCAGUUGCAAGAAGAGCGGCGCAACAAUAAAAAGAUGAGGAAAGAAUUAGACUUAUUGAAGAAGUAUGUGAAUUUCAAUGCAUCAUCUUCAGAUGAGUUAUCAUCUCAAGAAGACAAUCAAGGAUCUGAGAACGAAAGUGACGAUGACUCUGAUAAUGUGAAUGAAAGUGGUUCUCACCCUGGUAACGCGAAUGAAAGUGACUAUAAUCAUGAUUGA
Messenger RNA from Nicotiana attenuata, 421 nucleotides. RefSeq lists its product as uncharacterized. NCBI's taxonomy places the organism in Eukaryota, Viridiplantae, Streptophyta, Magnoliopsida, Solanales, Solanaceae. The record is from RefSeq and is a predicted model, not a curated record. The coding region runs from base 35 to 421 and encodes 128 amino acids. The transcript has a single exon.